AUGGCAAUCUCCAAGUUUCUUGUUGUCUUGGCUCUGUUCUUUACAUGCCUAUCUCUUGCUAUUUCAGAACCGAGCAAACCCUGGGAACAAACUGAAAUGGUGAAUCCCAAUGAAGAAACCGAUGUGAAAGAGCCAGAUCAAAAUGGUGGAGGAUACACAGGUUGGUGCAGGCACGGUUGCUGCUAUGGGGGAAGCAACGGAUGCAUCCGAUGCUGUCGUUACCCCAACGAGAAAACUAACAGUGUGGAGAUACAGAAGAAACGCAGCCGUGGCGGUUGCAAAUACGGUUGCUGCGGUAGCUACGCUUAUGGACAGUGCAGUGCAUGUUGCAGCCUCAGCCAAGUCGCAGAGAAAGCUAAGGAGCAGGAAGCAACUCCAGUUUGGGCUCAGGUCCAACCUUGA
Arabis nemorensis is the source of this 402-nucleotide messenger RNA. Lineage: Eukaryota; Viridiplantae; Streptophyta; Magnoliopsida; Brassicales; Brassicaceae. The record is from the annotation of a GenBank genome assembly.